UUCCCCGUAUGUCAAAACCGAAAGAGCAGCGAUCCGUGUGUGUGCGGUUUGAUAGCGGUGAGGUUUGCCGUAUGUGGGCACACGUUGAAAAGCGACAAUGGGCCACAAGCGACUAAGACUCCGCCCCCAUUUGAGCUAUAAUGCCGGCCGUCACUCCGUGACUGGACUAAAGUCUGAAAGGAUCCGGACUAUUCUAAGCAGUACGUUCGUAUAAUAGCUUAGCACGCCUUUGAACAUUAAUACACCUAAAUAUCCCGUCCCUCCCGUGUGUGUGUAUGAAAAUCUCGACCGGUGACGAACGGUACGACCGCGUGAGGGCAGUUACAUCAGAUACGUGGAGUGCUUUCUACCAACUCGGUUCGAUUUCUACGCUAGUGGCCGAGCGGGUCAGACGAGAAGUACAAACCGGGUGAAUCGGCGCGUUCUUCCCGGUAGCUAGUUGUGCCGGCUCCGCUGCCUCGGACCUUUCGUGACUCAGGCCCAGCAUAUACAGCUCUGAGUACUGCAAGUUGUAUAUUUCGUUUCCAACCGGAAACUCGCCAGGAAAGUUGACGUUUUUCUUCCCUUAUUUGGCUCUUGCUGGACUGUUACUUGUUUUCUUCGUGUUGUUCUGGAUUGCUUCUGGGUGGAGUUCGCCAACGGUUGUUGUUUCGUUAUAUUCAGAUUUGAAGGCAGUUAUUUUGCCCCGUCAUGAUGCAGCAUUUCAACGGCUACAAUCCCGCCACUUUGGGCGCCAUGGGCGCCAUGUACAGCAUGCACCAACAGGCCCUGCAGAUACAUCCGGGGUAUCGGCCAUCCACGCACGCCCUCUCAUUGGCUGAGAGGCUGGCAGACAUAAUUUUGGAAGCCCGCUAUGGCGCCCACAGGAAGCAACGGCGCAGCCGCACUGCGUUCACCAAUCAGCAACUCGCCGCACUGGAGAAAACAUUUGCUAAGACACAUUACCCGGAUGUAGUCAUGAGAGAGCGGCUGGCCAUGUGCACGAAUCUACCGGAAGCCAGAAUACAGGUGUGGUUCAAGAACAGACGAGCCAAAUUCCGGAAGCAGCAGCGAAACAAGGCCAUGGCGGAGAAGGACACGGACGGCAAAGAAAUCGAUGAGGAUCACGAGGACGAGCGUGAGGUUCGCGAGGGCAGCAAGGGCGCCUCGUCACCUCACACGGACGGCGAUGAGGCCCGUGAGGACGCAGACGAGGAUCGACAUUACGAGGAGGAAGAUGAGGACCAAGACCUGGCUGACGCCGAAGUGGACGGGGACGGGUCCUCCAGCGAGAGGUGCCGGUCCACCGGGCCGAACCUCACCGCAGAACCCCACCGUGAGGUUCCCCGGUCUUCCUCGCCUCAUCACCUCCGGGAUAUGGAGAACUUUGAGAACAACAACACGGAGAAGCUGGGCGGUGCUUCUGAGGUCCACUCAGCACCCUUGGAGGCCAGGCACAAAACCAACCCACAAAUCAUCUCAAGGGGAGACGAUCACGAGGGAGGUUUUGAGGAUUACGAGCGGGAGAGGAGGCAUGAGGUGAUCGAGAAGGAGCCCGGUGAGAAACCCUCCCCCGGUACCUCACCCUUGAUCGCCAUGUCCGAGGAGACACCCAAGUCAGUUCCGUCGCCUCUCAGGCCUUCUGUGUCUAUCACCACAUUGCAAAAUCCCUUGAGCGGUUUUCUGGGCGCUCCGCACACAACCACCACUUUCGCGGACGCCAUGGGCUUCCCACACUUCCGAGGAGCGGGGCAGUUCGGCGCUUUGGACCCGGGCUCGGCGGCGCUGCUGGCCCGGCCAGGAAUGCCGGCGGCCUUUGGACAUUUCCCGGGUCUCUCGACCACGGGCGACCGCCAGCCGUCUGCUGCCGCCGCGGCCCUGUCCGGGUUCUACCCGCCUCACAUGGGCUUCGCUGCCUGGCCACCGGCGCAUCUCCUGCCCCACAUCUCGCCUACGGGUGUACCACCGCUGAUGCCGCACAAUAUGCAAAGCAGCAGUAUUGAGAGUCUGCGCAUUAGGGCCAAGCAGCACGCAGCCGCACUGGGGGUCAACCUUGCCGAUUGAUGGGAGGUCUGGCAACCUGACCCAGGAACCCGACCUAUAAUGCUUGAACUGCAUGCAAAUAGGAAACACGAACACUGACCAACUAUUUUACGUUUGCAAAACAUCUUCUUAGAAAUUAUGAAUAUGGCUUCCGGAUAUUCAAAUUAGCUUAGUGCAGAAAACAAUGGAAAUGUUUUCCUGUUUUGUAAUUAACCAUUGCAUAAUGGCAAAUUAUUAUUUUCUAAUUCUAUAAUUCUCAUAAAAACUCAUAUUCACAUAUAGUUCAUAUUCUGAUAUCUUCACAAAAUAAUUAUUCAGUCAAUCAGCGACUAAAUAAACUUUUCAAAAAGAGCUCCUUAAACGACACAAAAUAUUCAGUGUUUUCAGUUAAAAUCAGUCUUGUGGAAGAUUGAGUGGUGUUGUAUUUAAGACUAGAAACCAAAAA
This is a messenger RNA of Patiria miniata (bat star), 2467 nucleotides long. Its product is annotated as diencephalon/mesencephalon homeobox protein 1-A-like. The transcript has 5 exons. Bases 691 to 2043 code for a protein of 450 amino acids. Gene Ontology annotation, molecular function: RNA polymerase II transcription regulatory region sequence-specific DNA binding; DNA-binding transcription factor activity, RNA polymerase II-specific. Lineage: Eukaryota; Metazoa; Echinodermata; Asteroidea; Valvatida; Asterinidae. Gene Ontology annotation, biological process: regulation of transcription by RNA polymerase II. The record is from RefSeq and is a predicted model, not a curated record.